Messenger RNA from Didymodactylos carnosus, 1179 nucleotides. The record is from the annotation of a GenBank genome assembly. Lineage: Eukaryota; Metazoa; Rotifera; Eurotatoria; Philodinida; Philodinidae.
AUGACCGUCCACAUAUCAUGCACCUAUGAUGGACGCGGUUUUCCUUCUGGACUUCAUGAUGAAAGUACCUGUCGUUCCGGGGAGGUUUCGGCAAAACGGUGGUUCUUCGGAGAAGAAGCGCCAUUUCAUUCGAAAGGAGGAGGACCAUUGAACAUGAUUAGUGAUUUCUUGGUGCAACACCCGUCUGGGCCGUUCUUCAACCUCUCUGACAGUGAAUACGAUCAAUGUAUUGAUUACGUCGAGAGAGGUGCUACAGCUUCAAUCAAUGUUGGUCAACAUAGCUAUUUCGACAAUUUCACAAUACUCGAGCACUUCGAAAGGUUGUUUCAGUUACUGGAAUUUAAAGAACAAUAUAAAGAUCAUACGAUUGUAUGUGUUCUCGCCAAUGCACGGACACACACGGCAAAAUCACACAGUUUACUGGAUUUCGGUAAAUCAUGUGGCACUCGAUGUCCGUUGGAUAAAAUAGAAUAUACAGAUACACAAGGAAAAGGACAUAUUUUGCAUUGUUAUUUUGAAAGUGAACCAAAUAAGAGUCUGAGUAAAGGUCUCGUCGAAAUUGCUAAAGAGCUGAAAGUCAAACUUCCAUCGAACAUUAAACUGGAUGAUUUACGUGCACUGUUGUCUGAUCAUCCGGCGUUUAAAAAUCAAGGCAUAUAUAUUCUGAAUCGCCUUGAAGUCCUCUAUCCAACGGUAAGUUUUGGUGCUGUUUUUGAAAUUGAUUCAGUUGAAUUUGAUAGAGAUUUAAAUGUGUGGAAAAUCAGUAUGAAAACAAAAGAUGACAGUUCAAAUGAUAUAAAACAAUAUAUAAAGAGCAUAAAACAAGAAUUAGGUCAGUUUACACCAGCGAUCUUGUUUGGUCGCCUUCUUUUUAUUCAACUGGGACAAUUAGAAAAAGCUGAACAGUAUUUUCGAAUGUUAUUAAAAACUGUACCAGAAAGUGAUGAAGAUUAUGCAAGUGCAAUUAAUAAUUUGGGUCAUAUAUAUCGUGAACGAAAUCAGUUUAAUUUAGCUUUGGAAAUGUAUACAUAUGCCUAUGAAUUACGUCAGAGACAACUGCCAGAGGAUCAUCAUUAUAUUGGUGCGUGUUUAAAUAAUAUUGGCGCGAUUUUCAAAGAUAAACGUGAAUAUGCUAAAGCAUUAGAUUGUUCACAUACAGCUCUUAAAAUCUAUGAUAAA